GUCAUCAAACUUGCCUUUGAAGAGUUCGAGUUGGAAAGAGGGUAUGACACCCUGACAGUCGGGGAUGCCGGCAAGGUGGGGGACACCAGAUCCGUCUUGUAUGUACUCACGGGAUCCAGUGUUCCUGACCUCAUUGUGAGCCUCAGCAACCAGAUGUGGCUGCACCUGCAGUCUGACGACAGCAUCGGCUCACUUGGCUUCAAAGCUGUUUACCAAGAAAUUGAGAAGGGAGGGUGUGACGAUCCUGGCAUCCCAGCCUACGGGAAGAGGACAGGCAGCAGCUUCCUCCACGGGGACACACUCACUUUCGAGUGCCAGGCGGCCUUUGAGCUGGUGGGGGAGAGAGUGAUCACCUGCCAGCAGAACAACCAGUGGUCGGGCAAUAAGCCGAGCUGUGUGUUUUCAUGUUUCUUCAACUUUACGACAUCAUCUGGGAUUAUUCUGUCACCAAAUUACCCAGAGGAAUAUGGUAACAACAUGAACUGUGUUUGGUUGAUCAUAUCUGAGCCUGGAAGUAGAAUUCACCUCAUCUUCAACGAUUUUGAUGUGGAGCCCCAGUUUGACUUCUUGGUGGUCAAAGAUGAUGGGAUUUCUGAUAUAACCGUCCUUGGCACUUUCUCUGGCAAUGAAGUGCCAGCCCAGCUGGCCAGCAGUGGGCACAUAGUGCGCCUAGAGUUUCAGUCAGAUCACUCGACGACUGGCAGAGGAUUCAACAUCACCUACACGACAUUUGGUCAAAAUGAGUGUCACGAUCCCGGCAUUCCUAUAAAUGGGCGGCGUUUUGGAGACAGGUUUCUGCUUGGGAGUUCUGUUUCUUUCCACUGUGAUGAUGGAUUUGUCAAAACCCAAGGAUCUGAGUCUGUCACCUGCAUCCUGCAGGAUGGGAAUGUGGUCUGGAGCUCCACCGUCCCUCGCUGUGAAGCCCCGUGUGGUGGACAUCUGACAGCUUCUAGUGGAGUCAUUUUGCCUCCUGGCUGGCCGGGAUAUUACAAAGAUUCUUUAAAUUGUGAAUGGACCAUUGAAGCAGAGUCAGGACAUUCUAUCAAAAUCACAUUCGAUCGAUUCCAAACAGAAGUCAAUUAUGACACUCUGGAAGUCAGGGACGGACCAGCCAGCUCCUCCCCGCUGAUCGGCGAGUACCAUGGCACCCAGGCGCCACAGUUCCUCAUCAGCACGGGGAAGCACAUGUACCUGCUCUUCACCACAGACAGCAGCCGCUCCAGUGUUGGCUUCCUCAUCCACUAUGAGAGUGUGACUCUUGAGUCAGACUCCUGCCUUGACCCAGGCAUCCCAGUGAACGGCCAUCGGCACGGUAGUAACUUUGGCAUCAGGUCCACAGUGACAUUCAGCUGUGACCCUGGAUACACCCUGAGUGAUGACGAGCCCCUCCUCUGUGAAAGAAGCCACCAAUGGAACCAUGCACUGCCCAGCUGUGAUGCUCUAUGUGGAGGUUACAUCCAUGGUAAGAGUGGGACGGUUCUUUCUCCUGGGUUUCCAGACUUUUAUCCAAACUCUCUAAACUGUACCUGGACCAUCGAAGUAUCUCACGGAAAAGGAGUCCAGAUGAUCUUUCACACCUUUCACCUGGAGAGUUCCCAUGACUACUUACUGAUCGCAGAGGAUGGAAGCUUUACUGAGCCAGUGGCCAGGCUCACUGGGUCUGUGCUGCCUCACACCAUCAAGGCUGGAUUAUUUGGAAACUUCACUGCUCAGCUUCGCUUCAUAUCAGACUUUUCCAUUUCCUAUGAGGGCUUCAACAUCACCUUUUCAGAAUAUGACCUGGAGCCCUGUGAUGACCCUGGUGUCCCUGCCUUCAGCCGCAGGAUCGGGUUCCGCUUUGCUGUGGGCGACUCUCUGGCCUUCUCCUGCUUCCCGGGGUACCGCCUAGAGGGUGCGACCGAGCUUACGUGCCUGGGUGGGGGCCGCCGUGUGUGGAGUGCACCUCUGCCAAGGUGUGUGGCUGAAUGUGGAGCAAGUGUCAAAGGCAACGAGGGAACCCUCCUGUCUCCAAAUUUCCCAUCUAACUAUGAAAAUAACCAUGAGUGUAUCUACAAAAUAGAAACAGAAGCCGGCAAAGGGAUCCACCUCCAAGCCCGGAGUUUCCAGCUGUUUGAAGGGGACACUCUGAAGGUUUAUGAUGGGAAAGACAGCUCAUCGCGUCCCCUGGGAGCCUUCACUGGGAACGAGCUCAUGGGGCUCACCCUCAACAGCACCUCCAACCACCUGUGGCUGGAAUUCAACACCAAUGGCUCCGACACGGACCAAGGCUUCGAGCUCACCUACACCAGCUUUGACCUAGUGAAAUGCGAGGAUCCUGGCACCCCUAACUAUGGCUACAGGAUCCGCGACGAGGGCCACUUCACAGACACCGUGGUGCUAUACAGCUGCAACCCCGGCUAUGCUAUGCACGGCAGCAGCGCCCUGACCUGUCUGAGCGGGGACCGCAGGGUGUGGGACAAACCUGUGCCCUCCUGUGUGGCCGAAUGCGGAGGUCGGAUUCAUGCUGCCACAUCAGGACGGAUCCUGUCCCCUGGCUACCCAGCCCCUUAUGACAACAACCUGCACUGCACUUGGAUUGUGGAGGCUGACCCAGGAAGGACCAUCAGCCUUCAUUUCAUUGUGUUUGACACUGAGAUGGCUCACGACAUCCUCAAGGUGUGGGACGGUCUCCUGGACAGUAAUGUCCUGCUGAAGGAGUGGAGCGGCUCGGCGCUGCCCGAGGACAUCCACAGCACCUUCAACGCACUCACCCUGCAGUUCGACAGCGACUUCUUCAUCAGCAAGUCCGGCUUCUCCAUCCAGUUCUCCACCUCGGUUGCCUCCACCUGCAAUGAUCCAGGGACAAUGCAGAACGGUACCCGCUAUGGUGACAGCCGGGAGCCUGGAGACACCAUCACGUUCCAGUGUGACCCUGGGUAUCAGCUCCAAGGCCAAGCCAAGAUCACCUGUGUGCAACUCAACAACCGCUUCUUCUGGCAGCCAGACCCUCCUACGUGCAUAGCCGCGUGUGGAGGGAAUCUCACGGGUCCAGCAGGAGUCAUUUUAUCCCCUAACUACCCACAGCCGUACCCUCCUGGGAAAGAGUGCGACUGGAGAAUCAAGGUGAACCCGGACUUUGUCGUUGCCCUGAUCUUCAAAAGUUUCAAUAUGGAGCCCAGCUAUGACUUCCUACACAUCUACGAAGGGGAGGACUCCAACAGCCCUCUAAUUGGGAGUUUCCAGGGCUCCCAAGCUCCAGAAAGAAUCGAGAGCAGUGGAAAUCGCCUUUUCCUGGCAUUUCGGAGUGAUGCUUCUGUGGGCUUAUCGGGGUUCGCCAUUGAAUUUAAAGAGAAACCCCGGGAAGCUUGCUUUGACCCUGGGAACAUAAUGAACGGGACAAGGAUUGGAAUGGACUUCAAAUUGGGCUCCACGGUCACCUACCAGUGUGACUCUGGCUACAAGAUCGAGGACCCUUCUUCCAUCACAUGUGUCAUCGGGGCCGAUGGGAAGCCCUCCUGGAGCCACAUGCUGCCCACCUGCAAUGCUCCCUGUGGAGGCCAGUACACGGGAUCCGAAGGGGUUGUUUUAUCUCCCAACUACCCACACAACUACACCGCUGGCCAGAUAUGCCUCUACUCCAUAACCGUGCCAAAGGAAUUUGUGGUGUUUGGGCAGUUCGCCUACUUCCAGACUGCGCUGAGUGACCUGGCUGAGUUGUUUGAUGGAGCGCACCCUCAGGCCAGGCUCCUGAGUUCCCUCUCGGGCUCUCAUUCAGGUGAAACAUUGCCUCUCGCAACAUCCAAUCAAAUUCUGCUCCGUUUCAGCGCCAAGAGUGGGGCGUCCGCCAGGGGGUUCCACUUCGUCUACCAAGCUGUUCCUCGUACCAGUGACACCCAGUGCAGCUCUGUCCCUGAGCCCAGAUACGGAAGAAGAAUUGGUUCUGAGUUCUCGGCAGGUUCGAUUGUUCGAUUUGAGUGUAACCCAGGAUACCUGCUCCAAGGCUCCACAGCCAUCCGCUGUCAGUCUGUGCCCAAUGCCCUGGCCCAGUGGAAUGACACCAUCCCAAGCUGUGUAGUUCCCUGCAGUGGCAAUUUCACUCAGCGAAGAGGUACAAUUCUGUCCCCUGGCUACCCUGAGCCAUAUGGCAACAACCUGAACUGUGUGUGGAAGAUUGUAGUCACGGAGGGCUCAGGAAUUCAGAUUCAAGUGAUCAGCUUUGCCACGGAGCAGAACUGGGACUCACUGGAAAUUCAUGAUGGUGCAGAUGCCACGGCCCCGAGGCUGGGAAGCUUCUCAGGUACCACGGUGCCUGCCCUACUGAACAGCACAUCCAACCAGCUCUACCUGCAUUUUCAGUCCGAUAUCAGCGUGGCGGCUGCCGGCUUUCACCUGGAAUACAAAACGGUGGGUCUUGCUGCAUGCCAGGAGCCCGCCCUGCCCAGCAACUGCAUCAAACUGGGAGACCGGUACAUGGUGAAUGACGUGCUUUCCUUCCAGUGCGAGCCGGGGUACACCUUGCAGGGCCGUUCCCACAUAUCCUGUAUGCCAGGAACUGUGCGUCGCUGGAACUACCCGUCUCCCCUGUGCACUGCCACCUGUGGAGGGACACUGACCAGCCUGGGUGGAGUGAUCUUGAGCCCCGGGUUUCCUGGCUCAUACCCCAACAACUUGGACUGCACCUGGAAGAUCUCACUGCCCAUUGGCUACGGUGCACAUAUUCAGUUUCUGAAUUUCUCUACCGAAGCUAACCACGACUACCUUGAGGUUCAGAAUGGCCCUUACCACACCAGCCCCAUGAUCGGGCAGUUCAGUGGCACAGAUCUGCCCUGGUCAUUGCUGAGUACCACACACGAAACGCUCAUUCGCUUCUACAGCGACCACUCGCAAAACCGGCAAGGAUUCAAACUUACUUACCAAGCCUAUGAGUUACAGAACUGCCCAGACCCGCCCCCGUUCCAGAACGGGUACGUGAUCAACUCGGACUACAGCGUGGGGCAGUCCAUCUCCUUCGAGUGCUACCCGGGGUACAUCUUGCUUGGCCACCCUGUGCUCACGUGCAAGCAUGGCACCGACAGAAACUGGAACUUCCCUUUCCCACAGUGUGACGCUCCUUGUGGGUACAAUGUGACAUCCCAGAAUGGCACCAUCUACUCCCCUGGGUUCCCAGACGAGUACCCGAUUCUGAAGGACUGCGUUUGGCUCAUCACGGUUCCUCUGGGGCACGGAGUGUAUAUCAACUUCUCUCUGCUGCAGACGGAAGCUGUGAACGAUUACAUUGCCGUCUGGGAUGGUCCUGACCAGAAUUCACCUCAGCUCGGGGUCUUCAGUGGAAACACGGCACUGGAAACGGCUUACAGUUCUACCAACCAGGUCCUGAUCAAGUUCCACAGCGACUUUUCCAAUGGAGGCUUCUUUGUCCUCAAUUUUCAUGCAUUUCAGCUGAAGAGGUGCCCACCUCCUCCCACAGUCCCCCAGGCCGACCUGCUUGCUGAGGACGAGGACUUUGAAAUAGGAGACUUUGUGAAGUACCAGUGCCACCCUGGGUAUACCAUGUCAGGGAGUGACACGCUGACCUGCAAACUCAGCUCCCAGCUGCAGUUCGAAGGCUCUCCCCCAGCCUGUGAAGCCCAGUGCCCCGCAAAUGAAGUCCGGACCGCAUCUUCUGGAGUCAUCCUCAGUCCAGGGUACCCAGGCAACUACUUUAACUCCCAGACCUGCUCCUGGAGUGUUAAAGUGGAGCCACACUUUAACAUUACUAUCUUUGUGGACACAUUCCAAAGUGAGAAGCAAUUCGACACACUGGAAAUAUUUGAUGGUUCUUCCGGGCAAAGUCCAUUGUUAGUUAUCUUAAGUGGGAACCACACUGAACAGUCAAAUUUCACCAGCAAGGGUAAUCAGCUAUACCUCCGCUGGUCCACUGACCACGCAACCAGCAAAAAAGGAUUCAGGAUUCGUUACGCAGCCCCUUACUGCAGCCUGACUCCCACACUGCGAAACGGCGGGGUGUUCAACAGGACGACAGGAGCAGUGGGAAGCACGGUGCAUUACUUCUGCAAGCCUGGUUAUCGGAUGAUUGGCCACAGCAAUGCCACCUGCCGGAGGGACCCUGUUGGCAUGUAUCAGUGGGACUCCCUCGCACCUCUCUGCCAGGCUGUGUCCUGUGGAAUCCCAGAGGCCCCAGGAAAUGGCUCCUUUACAGGCAAUGAGUUCACUUUGGACAGUAAAGUGACUUAUGAAUGUAAUGAAGGGUUCAAGCUAGAAGCCAAUCAACAAGCAACCGCAGUGUGUCAGGAGGAUGGGCUGUGGAACAACAGAGGGAAUCCACCUGCCUGCAGACGUCUCUCUCUGGUGAUGAUUGACAUCGCCAGAGAGCUUCAGAGAAGCAUCAACGUGCAGGACUGA
Messenger RNA from Castor canadensis (American beaver), 6381 nucleotides. The record is from RefSeq and is a predicted model, not a curated record. NCBI's taxonomy places the organism in Eukaryota, Metazoa, Chordata, Mammalia, Rodentia, Castoridae.